AUGGAUAUAUUCUUGGAGGAGGGUCACCUUACAGACGAGAGAAUUAGAGGACUGUUUCAACUGAAGUGCAGAACACUUCGUGAUAUGUGCAAAUGCUAUGGUUUUCCUCGAUUGGCCGUUGCUUGUCGGAAAUUGCUGAGAGCAAAUAAAAGAUCUGACAACGUUUUUGACGAAUUGGCUGCUGUCAAAAACGAAUUUUUUGUGUUGGCGGAUGGUCUUGCGCCCCGCACUUCGAACGGUGCUGGUGCCGGAUGA
Prunus armeniaca (apricot) is the source of this 255-nucleotide messenger RNA. The record is from the annotation of a GenBank genome assembly. NCBI's taxonomy places the organism in Eukaryota, Viridiplantae, Streptophyta, Magnoliopsida, Rosales, Rosaceae.